Molecule: messenger RNA, 846 nt
Organism: Merops nubicus (carmine bee-eater)
Lineage: Eukaryota; Metazoa; Chordata; Aves; Coraciiformes; Meropidae
Gene: TIPIN
Product: TIMELESS interacting protein
Exons: 7
Coding region: 1-846 (281 amino acids)
Biological process (GO): DNA replication checkpoint signaling; DNA damage response; replication fork arrest
Cellular component (GO): nucleus; replication fork protection complex
Molecular function (GO): DNA binding
Source: RefSeq, a predicted model, not a curated record
AUGAUAGAUCCUUUAGAGAACAACUUGUUUGAUCUUCCUGAUUAUGAGAAUACAGAAGAUGAAACAUUCCCACCUCUUCCACCACCUGCCUCUCCUGGAAGAGACGAUGUUGAAUGGGCUCAGGCUAAUGGAGAACCAGAUGGAAAACAGCAGUCACAGGCAAAGGAUUCUGCUGUAGCUCCACGGAAAGCAGUUAAAAGACCAAUGCCUAAACUAGAUGCCCAGAGGUUAGUUUCAGAAAGAGGACUUCCAGCCCUGAGGCACAUGUUUGACAACGUAAAGUUCAAGGGUAAAGGGCAUGAGGCAGAGGAUCUGAAGACACUCAUACGACACAUGGAACACUGGGCUCAUAGGCUGUUCCCAAAAUUGCAGUUUGAGGAUUUUAUUGACAGAGUGGAGUCCUUGGGAAACAAAAAGGAAGUUCAGACCUGCCUAAAGAGGAUUAGACUUGAUCUUCCUAUUGUACACGAAGACUUUGCAACAAAUGAAGAUGGUGGCGGGGGAAGCCAUGGCCCGGAUGCAGGCGCUGAAGAAGCCGGCUCUGGCUCUGGGGACACAGAGGAGCUCAGCUCCCUGCCCGGGGCAGCUCUCACCGAGGAGCAGCAGCAGAGGAUGAAGAGGAACAGGCAGCUGGCCUUGGAGAGGAGGCAGGCGAAGCUGCAGGGGAGCAGCCAGUCCCAACCCCACGAGCUCUCCACUAGUUACUCAGAAGAGGAGUUUAUUACCCCAGUUGCUCAGGAUCCUGCAGACCUUAUUGAAGACACUCAAGGUACCACAACCAAUGUUGCUGUUACAGAAGCUGAAAAUGGAGAUACAGAGUUGGAAUGUGCCAAUGAAAAGCAGUAA